Strongyloides ratti is the source of this 471-nucleotide messenger RNA. RefSeq lists its product as hypothetical. The record is from RefSeq and is a predicted model, not a curated record. NCBI's taxonomy places the organism in Eukaryota, Metazoa, Nematoda, Chromadorea, Rhabditida, Strongyloididae. Bases 1 to 471 code for a protein of 156 amino acids. The transcript has a single exon.
AUGACACGUGAUAAAAAAAUUCAUGCAACAAAAAAAAAAGUUGCACAAUUUGCUAUUCAUUGUAAAAAAGAUAAAAAAAAUGCUGACAGUCAUGGUUUUAGUAAAGAUAAACAUAAAAAAAAACAAAAUGAAGAAAAGAAAAAUGAAAAGAAAAAAAAUUGUGAUACUGUGGAAAAAUUUCAUUCUAAUAAGGCAAAAAAUUUUGAAAGUAAUAAAGCACAUCAUCAUGAAGGUAGUGGAAAUCGUUCAAAAGAUUACCAACAACAACAUCAACAACAUGACAAUUUGAUGGGACAACAGUAUAAAAAUCCAUCACCUACUAAUGCUAACAGAAAAUCUGAAGAAAAUAAAAAUGUAUGUUCACCAGGGGUAAAUUAUCACAAACAAAUAGAACAAAAAAAUAUACAACCUCAAAAACAAGAUGAUGGUGAUAAUUUGUAUGAAAAUCUUUCUGUUUGGCGUCAAAAUUAG